UGGGAAAGAGUAGAGGAUAAGCAAGCACAGGCAGUUUGCAGGACGCCAGGAUAGUAAACCAGCCGGGCCGGAUGUCGUCGGUUGACCCCGGACAAGCCCGGCUGUCGGCGGGUAUUUCGACUCCCGCGGAAUAUCCGCUGCCUCGUUUACAUCAUGAGAACACCCACUCCUGAUGCAUGCGGUGAUUGCCACGGCCCCUGAUUUUGGAUCCUGUUAUAAGAUAGGCUCUGAUAAGCUCCGCUCACAUGGCUCCGCGGGCUACCGAUGAUCGUAGGUUAACUCAAAUACCAACGAUUGUUCUCCAAACUCGGUGUCACCGAUAGCAAGCAUUCUCACUACAGACACUACCUUAUUAUCAGCUACAUCCCCUUCAAAACAAUAUACGUCCCCAAAGCCUCAAAUAACUCAAUAUCGGAAGUUCCUCCAAAGGCGAUAAGCAAAAUGACCCCGAAUCCAACCGCUAAACCCAACCUUACCACCAAUGACUCCGCCGUCCUCCAAGCUCUCUUCGACGCCGAAUCCUCCCCCUCCAACUCCAUCACCAUCAACUCUUCUCUCCCCGCAUAUCCAUCUCACCUCAACAUUACCCCAGAACUUUUGCAGACCCUCCAAUCCCGCGAGGUCUCUAUAAUCCGCACCCUGCAAUCCGAAACCACCUUGGACAUUCCAACAAUCCAACAAGCAAUCAAGGAUCUCGACACCCUUAUCGCCGAACAUCCAACCUACCCAUCCGCAUAUGUCAACCGCGCCCAAACUCUUCGUAUCCUCAUUGACAAGACCAAGACUACCACCGAGAGUAGUGGUGAUGAGAAUGACGAUGACAAGAUCUUUGACCCCGAGAACACACAGCCCGCAUCCACGUUACUAGCAGACCUGGGGAAUGCUAUUACGUUGGCGACGCCCAGAUCACCUGCUGAUCCAGUUUCGUCGGUCCAGGCGCGCUUAUUGGCUGAUGCGCAUACGCAUCGCGGGUAUUUGCUGCUCAAAGCGGCGAGAGUGAAGAAGGAGAGAAAGCAGGAAGUGAUUGGUGGUCCGGAUCAGUUGCGUGUCGUGGAGCCGGAGCAGUUGGAGGAUAUGGCUAGUCGGGAUUUCUUUUUCGGGGGCAGGUAUGGGAAUAAGGUUGCACAGCAGUUGGCUGUACAGACGAAUCCGUAUGCGAAGAUGUGUGGGGCGAUUGUGAAGGAGGCGUUGAGGAAGGAGGUGGUGGGUGAUGGUGUGGUUAAGAUCUGAUGUAUUUGCUGUAAUUAAGCUGGUUUAGGUGCUUUGGGAGUGUGCUUUUCUCCUUUGGAUGCUUGUUACAUUUGUGUCUUACAAUUUGUCAGUUUGUCUCACAUACCCAG
Messenger RNA from Aspergillus welwitschiae, 1340 nucleotides. RefSeq names its product protein hmgX (gene hmgX). Bases 442 to 1230 code for a protein of 262 amino acids. The transcript has a single exon. NCBI's taxonomy places the organism in Eukaryota, Fungi, Ascomycota, Eurotiomycetes, Eurotiales, Aspergillaceae. Gene Ontology annotation, biological process: cilium assembly. The record is from RefSeq and is a predicted model, not a curated record.